Arabidopsis lyrata subsp. lyrata is the source of this 1173-nucleotide messenger RNA. RefSeq names its product F-box/LRR-repeat protein At5g35995. Bases 1 to 963 code for a protein of 320 amino acids. The record is from RefSeq and is a predicted model, not a curated record. Lineage: Eukaryota; Viridiplantae; Streptophyta; Magnoliopsida; Brassicales; Brassicaceae. The transcript has 4 exons.
AUGUUCAAGGGAGGUAACUCAUCAGAGAAUCCUUCAGACUUGUUCAAAGUGAUGAGCGUUGAUCCUUCGAGGACGUCGGACAUCGAGCUUAUAAAAGCAGGAGAGUCUGGCGAACCAAAAGAUUCACAAAUAUUGAAGAAGGGAACUAGCAUUCAGGUUCCGAUCGUUUUAAUCAAGAGAUUGUCGCCUCAAGAUCGUGUUAAGGCUGAGGAGUUUAUCAAUAAGAAAACUAGAGUAAUCAAUAACCUAAUUGUCCCUUAUGAAGAUGAUGUUGAGAUCAAGACACCCAAUCUUGAGUUUAUUGACUAUUCUGCUCUUCUCUCCGAUGGUUCUGAUGUUGAUUAUCUGGAUUCGCUUGCCGAAGCUAGACUGGAUCUUCGAUUGUGGGAGUUACCUACCACAGGUGAUUUUGGUGAUAUUACAAAUCUUGUUGCGGCGAUAAGAAAUGUCAAGACCCUUCACCUCUCUCCCGGUUCUCUUGAGGCGUUUUACUACUGCUGUUAUACCAUGCCGGUCUUCGACAAACUCCUUCAUCUAUCUAUUGAGAGCGACAAGGAAAACGGUUGGCAGGCAUUGCCUCGUCUGCUUUUGAAAUCUCCAAAUCUACAAACUCUAGUUAUAAAGGGUCUUGUGCACAAAGUUACUUAUAGAUGUGGAAGUGCAUGCGCUUGCACUAUUAAGCCUAAGAAAAAGUACUUGUACAAACGUUAUGAAGAUAGAAGUCCUCCUUCUGAGGUGGAGGGAAGGUGUUGUUUAUCGACAUGUCGAGUCAAAGUGCUAGAGAUUUCAGGCUAUGGAGGAAGUUCUAGAGAGUUGAAACAAAUGGAGCAUUUCUUGGGAAAAUUGAAAUAUCUUGAAACUGUGAAAAUUGGUGUUGAAGAAGACAACAACAGUGAGUACUUGUGCGCCAAUCUUAUGACUCUUGCUAGAGCUUCAUCAAAGUGCAACAUCCAAUUCAUCUGAUUUCUCUCUCACUCUGUCUGUCACUCUCCCCGUCUCCGUUGUUGUUUUGUGGCUGAGAAUUGGUGUGAUGGUAAUGUGGAAACAAGUUAAACAUGGGUUGUUGUUAGUUAUAAGUUUUGCGUAAAUGUUUUGUUUGGUGGAUUUUGAUUUUGGUAAAUCUUAAUUGUCAAACUAAUCUCUCAUAUUUCAGAAUUCCUUCAAACACUCUUA